Prorocentrum cordatum is the source of this 965-nucleotide messenger RNA. NCBI's taxonomy places the organism in Eukaryota, Dinophyceae, Prorocentrales, Prorocentraceae. The record is from the annotation of a GenBank genome assembly.
GAGUUCAAUGCCAAGUUGAAGGUGUACUUCUCGAAAGCUAUCGCCAAUGAUGUCGGUGGCCAGCUGCCCGUCGACCCGUCGCAAUUCCAGUCAGACUUCGUGGACGCCGAUGGCAAUGUGAAUCAGACGGUAGCAGACGCAGUGGCCAUGCUGGAUAUGAAAGUCGUUCUUGGGAGGCUCGACGUCAUGCUGGGCUACGCGAUGGUCGCGGACAAGCUGGGAGUCAAGAACGAAUCUCUGAACGAGCCGUGCCUUCAGAUGUGCGCUGCCAUCCUGCCAGCUGUCAAGAAGAUGGUCGAGUGCCAGGCGGAGGGCAAGAGCAAGGCGUUCCCGGAUAACCAGAAAUUCAGCUUCGCUCGCGAGGCGCCCUUCCUGGAGAAGUUCACGAGUGCCAAUGCAGAGAUCCAGAGUUUCAAGACGAGCACCGGGAACUUCGGCGAGGCCAAGGACGUGGCGGUCAAGAGCUUGACGGCGUGGCAGGAUGCAGUGGUCAAGACGAUCUUCGUGCAGGCUGAUCUUUCGGUGUCGCAGUUGUCACAGGACCAGGGUCAUACGGAGUCUGUCCAGGCGGUGGAGUCGCUCCUCCUGGAGAACCUAAAUGAAAUCAUCGACGGCAUGGGCGACCCCGAGACUGCCGAGAAGCUUAUCGCGUGCUCGGGUCGAUUUGACAUGAUGCAGUUCCUCAAGGUGAACGCAGGCUCGGACGGAGGUGGCACGAAGCGUCUGGAGAAGCUCGUCUCGGCUCUUUCAGGGGCGAGCGCAGACGCCAAGCAGAUCAAAACGUACAACGAUGCGAUCGAGGAGGCGACCAAGACGAGGACGAAGGUCAGGCUGCAGAUCACCGCUAGGAGCGGAAUGUUGAUCGUCCAGAAAAAGAAGACUGGAGAGGUCACGCAGUUUCUGAAGCAGGCCAAGGAGCUCAAGGUGAGCUUGCCCAAGAAGCUGCGCACCCGCAUCGACGAGAU